Tupaia belangeri chinensis (Chinese tree shrew) is the source of this 4068-nucleotide messenger RNA. It is a transcript of the gene WBP1L, whose product is annotated as WW domain binding protein 1 like. The transcript is spliced from 4 exons. NCBI's taxonomy places the organism in Eukaryota, Metazoa, Chordata, Mammalia, Scandentia, Tupaiidae. Bases 85 to 1176 code for a protein of 363 amino acids. The record is from RefSeq and is a predicted model, not a curated record.
GAAGAAGGAAGAAGAGGGAAGAGGAGGAAAGGGAGGAGGAGGGAGGUGGCGGCGCCGUGGCGGAGGAGCAGGAGCAGGAGGGUGAUGGAGAGGAGAAGGCUCCUGGGUGGCAUGGCGCUCCUGCUCCUCCAGGCGCUGCCCAGCCCCUUAACAGCCAGGGCUGAACCCCCGCAGGACAAGGAGGCCUGUGUGGGUACGAACAAUCAAAGCUACAUCUGUGACACAGGACACUGCUGUGGACAGUCCCAGUGCUGCAACUACUACUAUGAACUCUGGUGGUUCUGGCUGGUGUGGACCAUCAUCAUCAUCCUGAGCUGCUGCUGCGUCUGCCACCACCGCCGAGCCAAGCACCGUCUUCAAGCCCAGCAGCGGCAGCAUGAAAUCAACCUGAUCGCCUACCGGGAAGCCCACAAUUACUCAGCGCUGCCAUUCUAUUUCAGGUUUUUGCCAAACUAUUUACUACCUCCUUAUGAGGAAGUGGUGAACCGACCUCCAACUCCUCCCCCACCAUACAGUGCCUUCCAGCUCCAGCAGCAGCCGCUGCCUCCACAGUGUGGCCCUGCAGGUGGCAGCCCCCCAGGUGCCGAUCCCAGGGCCUCCCAAGGGGCACAGAGUAGCCCCUUGUCUGGGCCCAGCAGAAGCAGCACAAGACCCCCGAGCAUCGCCGACCCUGAGCCCUCCGACGUGCCAGCCAACCGAGCAGCCUCCAAAGCCCCUGGAAUGGAGCCCACUGGCUCUGUGGCCGGCCUAGGGGAGCUGGACCCCGAGGCCUUCCUGGACAAGGAUUCAGAGUGUAAGGAGGAGCUGCUGAAAGAUUAUAGCUCUGAGCAUGGCAGCGCACCCCCCAACAGCAAAGACAAGACUCCUGGCAGACACCGCCGCUUCACAGGUGACUCGGGCAUUGAGGUGUGCGUGUGCAACCGGGGCCACCAUGACGACGACCUUAAAGAGUUCAGCACACUCAUCGAUGAUGCCCUGGAUGGGCCCCUGGACUUCUGUGACAGCUGCCACGUGCGGCCUCCCGGUGACGAGGAGGAGGGGCUCUGCCAGCCCUCCGAGGAGCAGGCCCGAGAGCCGGGGCCCCCCCACCUGCCACGGCCGCCCGCGUGCCUGCUGCUGAAUACCAUCAACGAGCAGGACUCUCCAAACUCCCAGAGCAGCGGCUCCCCCAGCUAGAGCUGGCCUUUCCUGCCCCCGAGAACGCGGCGCCGCCACCAGGGUAGGGGAGAACCACGAGAGAAGCAUUAAGUGACUUUCAGAGAGAGUGGUGCAGCCACUUUUGUUUUUUUCUUGUUUUUCCCUCCCUCCUCUCCUGUUUUUUCCUACAUCUCCAAGUACAGUCUCGGGUGUGCCUGCCUCUCCCCGAUAAAAGCACAGUGUUGUAGGAGGCUGAGGAGUUGCUUCCGUGACUCAUUCCUCACACCCCACCCCAGCCCUUCGGCUCCCCCUUCCAGGUCAUUUCUCACCUACCUGCUUAGGUCAGACAGGUGUGUUUCAAAAGCCCCCAAGGAAGGAGGCUAGGAUUAUGCCCUGAGAUGAUUCUUGGUGGUGGAGUGGCUUUACGUUCUGAUUUUAGUUUAAGAGAACUUCACUGUGUCUCAGUCGAGGGGAGGUGGCCUGUCUUGGCCCUCGGUAAAGAAGGAAGCCCACAGAGGCCCAGGCACGUCACCUGUGUCUGCCAGUGUCUGGGUGCCUGCAGAGCCAGAAUUGGGCUGAUCCCAUGGGAGUGCGAGGGCCGACAGACAGGGGUGAGGCAGGUCGAUAGGGAGCUUGUUAUCUCUCAGCCUUCAGGUGAGAGAUGGGUGCACGCCCAUGCAUCAUCCGGGCUCUCCUCAGCAGGCUCUGGCUAGCUGCAGGCUGGCUCAGGUCUGGAAGAGUAUGCUGCCUUCUCUUUGUUUUUUCUUUCCAAAACAGACAACAAAAGCCAGCUGAAAACAAAACACCUUACCAGUGGGAAAGGAAGUCUGUGGCCUUUCCCAAGUUGGCCUUCAAAGAGCCUGGCUGCGCUUGAGCCAGAAGGAGGCAUUUAGUGUAAGGCUGGGGUGGGGCUGUCUUAGGAACUCUGAGCAGGGAGCCCCAGGCCGUGCCGUGGCUGUGGCCGUGGCUAGAGGAGCAGCUUUCUGCAUCUCUGUCCUUUGGUCUGUGCCCACAGGUGUCUGGUGUCCUCCUCCCUAAGCCUGUGGGCCCUAGGCCUUCAGGCCUCACUGUCAUGUAUGAACAAAGGGACUGAGGACGCUGUGGUCCUCCGAAAGGGCAACCCCAUAGCCCGGCUCUCAUGCAGUAUUUUCUCUUUGAUUCUGAAUAAGUUGCGCCUGUUUGUUGUAAACUGACCACUUGGAAGAAAUAGCUUGGUUGUCUGUGGCGGUUAGGCCCUGGGCCCACCCCUUUGACUGGGGUGAUGUAUUUCUCUGUAUGCGAAGAGUCUCAGUGGCCCGGGUAGGGGGUGAAGGCCGCCGUCCAGAGGCCCGCAAGAUCCUUACUGCAGGAUCCUUUGCCUUCAGAUAACCAGUUGAGCUUUGGUAGGAACAAUCUGAAAAGAGAAAGCAAACAGCCGGAAACUAACAUUCCCCGUCCAGCCUGUUCAGAUGAAGAGUCUGGUUCUUUCCCCACUCUCGCAUGGUGAUAUUCGGACUAGGCAUUGACCUUAUGGUAAGCAAGGAAAAAGAAAUUUUAUAUAUAUAUAAAAUUUAUAUUUAUAUAUAUAUAUAAAAUGCCCCAAAACAGACAAACCCAAGGCUGUGAGUGAACAAGUGACUGCAUUUGGAGUCCACAAAACCAAAAUCCGUGUCGAACAAAGUGAAGUCCCUACGCAGUGACUUCUCAGAUGACCUGUGUGUGCGUGUGUCUGUCCGUCGUGUGUGCGCCCCAAGCCCUGUUUUCCUGUGAAGAUACUUUGAACGGCAGCCAUUCUGCUCACAUUAACCACAUAUGGAGCACGUAUGGCCCUCUCAAGGUGAUUUAUUUUACACAUUUACUGUUUACUGAACAAAUGUCUGACUGCGUACUCGGGUGUAUCAGCAGCGUCGUCGACGGCAGUCCCCGUGUUUGCCAGAGACACUGUGCUCUCGGUAGAGGUUUUACUCUACCCCUCACUGCAAUUUGCACAUUGCUCCGUGGACACUCAGAGACCUGUGUUCUGUUCCCUGUACAUGGAAACUUGCUCUGAACCUGCUGCCUCCCUCGGCCACUCUUGGCCCUCGGCAUCAGCCCUCCGGGGGUGUCUGCAACCCCUUGGGAACAGAAGACGAAGGUGGGGUUUCAGACACAAGCCUGACUGGAUCUUCAGUGACAGGCUCGGACUAACUGUGGCCCAGACGUCGGCCCCACCAGGGUUGCCAGGAGGCUUGGGCGGACGCCACGGUGUCGCAGGGUUUACCUCCUCCUGCUUGUUCCAGCCCCGCGGGCAGGCUGGUGUGCAGCCGGAGGGGGCCGGCGCGUCAGCACCCUCAGAUGCCUUUCCUCCCUCCUUUUUUUUUUUUUUUUUUUUUUAAUUAAAACCCAAACAACUCACUGAAGUGUCUCAAAGGAGAACAAGUUUUUACCAAAACGAACCCUUCUUCAGUUAGCUGAUCAAAUGGGUGAAUUGCGGCCCUCUGGAGUGUCCCCAGUUAGAGUGGGGAACCAGCGUGAGUGUUCCCUGCUCGCGUCACUGCAGCGUCCCACCCUGAAGGCAUGAGAAGCAGCAGCAGCUGGCUUGAUUUCCCCAGUCCCAGUCUGGCCCCUGCUUCAGGAGGCUCUCCUGCUCAGAGAGAAAACUGGAAAUGGGGAAUUGAAGGAGCUAGGGGCCAGGGAGAGUUGAUGGCGUCCGGUUUUCCAGGGGAAUGAGAAGGAAGGGAUCGGUCAAGGGUUCGGUGCUACAGUCGGAAGAGUUGCAGAUGCUAACACAUUCCUGUGUGAGGCUCACUACAUUUGUCAGUUAUUGUGAGUAUGUGUAUCUUAAGCAAUAAGAUUCAGCUGGUCAGACUUUUCUGGGCAGUCUCGGUGACGCAUUUCCUGUGCUGUGAUUGUUCUAAAGACAGAGUGGCUCUAACCACUGUGAGAAGCCCAAAUAAAAAUCGAUCCCAAUCA